Bathycoccus prasinos is the source of this 360-nucleotide messenger RNA. RefSeq lists its product with no specific name. NCBI's taxonomy places the organism in Eukaryota, Viridiplantae, Chlorophyta, Mamiellophyceae, Mamiellales, Bathycoccaceae. The transcript has a single exon. Bases 1 to 360 code for a protein of 119 amino acids. The record is from RefSeq and is a predicted model, not a curated record.
AUGCGUUUAAACGAAAACGACACAAUAGAUCCGGAAAGCGCGUGUUAUCGAACCAGGACGACCGAAUAUACGAGCUCUUCCGUCAAAUGCGUGGACGUGUGCGUGGAGUUCGACGACAAUAACACUACUAAAACUUCAAAUCGCGUCUGUCGCUCGUCCCCGAUUUUAGAAUCAAACGCGUCCGAAAACGCCUGCGAACGGGCGUGCGCAGACGCGUAUUACCACUCCACGUCUUUAAAAUUCCACGCGGACGAACAGAAAAUGAAAGAAUACGAGGAUUUGAGGACAGAGACGUGCAAAAAAGAGUGCUCGCGCGCGUUUUUAUCCGAGCAGCGGGGAAACGAAGCAACAGAGGACUAG